AGCUCAUUCAACCUUCCUAACAUGAGCAAAUGAGAUCAUCGCAACAAUGGCAAGUCUGACGCUGGGCGUGGGACAGACAAUCGAACUCAACGAUGGGAGACAGGCCGUGGUGCGGUUCCUGGGAGCGACGGGCUUUGCGCCGGGAGAAUGGGUCGGUGUAGAGCUGCACGAUGCGACUGGUAAGAACGAUGGAUCAGUCAAAGGCGACCGGUACUUUGACUGUGAGGCCAACCAUGGCAUGUUCUUGCGCGCCCAGGGAGUCAGUCGUAUCGUGAGUCGGCCGACGACGAGACCGGCUAGUAUCAACCUUGGACAGGCGCGUCUCGCAGACACCAAGGCGACUUCUGCUCUGCCUUCUCCUACAAAGUCGCCGACCAAACUUGUUCGAACUGCUACUCCGACCGCGUCUCAGCCCACCAGGAAUGCGACUCCUCCUACCACAACGACUGCACGUCGCCCUGUCUCGACCGCUACUGCUAAACCACGAACUGCCUCAAAUCUGAGCGGUCCUUCCACGCUAUCUGCUGCUGCUAGGAGGACAUCCACUGUACCCCCGUCCAAUGCCUCGACUACAGCUCAAACCCCUCGAACUUCUGGCUCAACAGCUGCUCCCUCCUCGUCGCGUUUGACUGCUCGCAAUGUCUCUACCGCAAGAGGCCUCACCCCUGCGACCAAACAACCUCCCGCACCCAUCCGUCAGACUCCCGCUGCCCGUCGCGUAUCGUCCGCGCCAAAGCAACCACAACCUCAAGAUAGUCCUUCGCCUGCGACUUCCCCCUCGAUCGCUCACCCGGACCACUCUCAGGACCCUCAAGACAGUGAAGAUGCUCCUCAGUCAUUCGCCCCAUCCUCAAAGCCUGCCACUUCACCGGCUGCAUCACAUACAUCACUACGCCCGACCAAGACUACCGCGCGAGAAGUUGAGGACCUACAAACAAAGAUGAAGAUUAUGGAACGCAAGCGCCAGGAGGACCGCGAUGCUUUGAAAAAGAUGCAGAAUGUCGAGCAAGAACGGGAUAAAUAUGCGAGCGUCGUUCAGAAGAUGCAGUCAAAGAUGCAAGCCCAGUCGCAAGAGUUGAACGACCUCAGGGGUCAGCUCAAAGACUCUGAGAGCCGCUUGCUCGAUAUCGAGGCAAUCCAAGCUGAGCACGAUGCUGUCGUUGAAAUGGCCACUCUCGAUCGUGAAAUGGCCGAGGAGACAGCAGAAUCGCUCAAGACUGAAGUUGACGCUUUGCGGACCAGCAAUGAAGAGAUGCGUCUCGAACUCGACAUUCUCAAGGAAGAGAAUGAAGAGCUAGGCAGAGAAAUGAACCCCGAAGAGCGUACAAGUCAAGGCUGGCUCCAGCUAGAACGCUCCAACGAGCGUCUGAGGGAAGCUCUGCUCAGGCUGCGUGAUAUGACCCAGGAACAAGAGUCUGACCUGAAGGCUCAAAUCAGCAGCCUCGAGGAAGAAGUCAAGGACUUUGGUCUACUGAAACACGACUAUGAAGAGACCAGAGAGAAAUUACUUGCAACCGAGGCUGAUUUGGAUGACAUCCGCCAGCAGCUCGAUGCUGCCAUGGGCGCUGAAGACAUGAUCGAAGAGCUGACGGAACGGAAUAUGACCAUGCAAGAGAAGAUUGACGAUCUGGAACUGGUCAUUGAAGAUCUUGAAAAUCUCAAGGAACUCAACGAUGAACUUGAGAUCAACCAUGUAGAAGCUGAAAAGCAGAUGCAGGAAGAGAUCGACUUCAAGGAUACCAUCAUCGGCGAACAAUCACGUCGCUCUACACAGCAACAACAGGCCAUUGAAGAUUGUGAAUACACAAUCUCACGCUUCCGUGAGCUUGUUACCAACCUGCAAGCCGAUCUGGAAGACAUGCGUGCAUCGCGACAGAUCACAGAGACCGAAGCAGAGGAACUGUCAAGCAGAAGCCGUGCAAUGAUGGAUCUCAAUAUGAAACUUCAGAUGUCUGCUGCCAAGACACAAAUCAAGACAAUCGAUCUCGAAUUGCGACGUCUCGAGGCCGAAGAGGCAGCAGAGCACCUGUCGAUCGUCCAGCUGUUCCUACCCGAAGCAUUCCAUACAGAGAGGGACUCGAUUCUUGCAUUACUACGCUUCAAGCGCGUGGCCUUCAAGUCUCGUCUGCUCAACAACCUGAUCAAGGAACGUCUGAAUGGACAGGGAACCAAGAUCGCUGAUGAGGACAUCUUCGCCGCCUACAGUGUGCUUGACAGACUCACAUGGGUUGCCGAAAUGAGCGACCGAUUCAUCAAUGGCAUGCGCAGCUGCUCUGUUGAAGAGUUUGCCAGAUUUGAAAGUGCACUCUAUGAGCUUGAGCCUGUGGAAAGAGCAUUGAAUACCUACAUCGAGUCCAUCAAACGAGAUGACAUGAAGGAGGGUAGAGUGGACGAAGAGCUGCAAAGGUCAAUGGCAGUCAUGUCUCAUUUGGCCUCCAUACAUAUCAAAGAAUCACUUGCAGCAUCUGCUAGCGAUAUGCUUAUGCAGACUUCCCUCGUCCAGAGCCAUUUGGACAGCACUUCGUCAGCGAUCAGUCUGUGCAGAUCCUUGGUCCAGACGCAUGUCCCUACACCACCAGACAGCGAGACUGACGAGGAAACCCUUUUCACACAGCUGGAUAACAUCAUCUCCAGCAUCAGAAGUGCUCGCGUCGUGGUCAACAAGACGCAUCGCAACAUCACUGAUCUGCAAUCACGUUCGCUUGCAUUGAGUCCCUCUAACUUAGAGCUUCUCAUCUCCGCAGAGAGUCUGACGUCCAAGCUCGCUGUCUUUGGACGUCGCGCCGGCGAAAAAGUCCAGAGCCUGUUCGGUGAGGAAGGCCGUGAAGAUACAAUCACCCUGGGUGAAACCGAGCUUCUCUUGACCCGUCUGUCCGCAAGCAUCUUUGGCAGUGGCGCAGCGGAGUCAGCACCAUUCGAGUCUCUGUCUACCUACCUUACCUCGCUGACCAUUCAACUCAACGAGCUCAGCGACAUCUCAGCCAAUCUCGAGAACACCCAGGAGUUUGAACGCCCGGCCGAGCCAUGGGUGAUCCGUAGUUCCACUCUCCGCUCCACCAAGCUCACCUCCAUCGACACCGAAGCCGAAGUCGUCCGCCUCACAGAAGUUGUCCGUGAACGCUCCCUUCUCGUCCGUUCCAAAGAACAAGAACUGGAGGAACAGAGCGUGCGUAUCGAAAUGCUCGAGGCUCGCAUGGCCGAAGCCACGAAACGAUCAUCCGCCCUCGCCGACCUCGAAACUUCCAUCACCGCUCUCCAAAAGGAAAAGAGCAUCCAUCAGACUGCUCUUACUGAAGCCGAAAACAAAGUCACCAGACUCAGGAGAGAACGAGAUGAGUGGAGAAAAUCGGCAGAAGAUAAUAAACCAGAUGUCAACGCUACUAACAACGUCGCCACCGAGAUGGGAGGAGCAAGUAAGAUGGAGCUUGAUAGAGCCAACCUCCGCAUUACAAGCCUAGAGUCAGCAAUCCGCUAUCUCCAAACCCACUCUGCUGCUUCCACAACCACCACUGCCACCAGAUCUUCAGAUCUGGACUGGCUAGAGACACCGCUUCUCCCUCCUCCAUCCAAGCAUCAGCAACGCCAGAAGACACUUCACGCAGAAGGCAAGACCGCAUUCAGCGAAUUGUUGAAACUGGUCACCGAGGCCAGACCUGUGUCUCUCGGCAAUGCACCAGCGAACAGACUUGCUUGGAGACCUGCUGCACAGACAGCUAACUACACUGCUCAAAAGAAGAAGGAAGAUUGGGCAAUAUGGCGGGAUUGGGAGAGAGAUAUUCUUGAUCGUGUUGAGGGUAGAUCUGGCAAGAAAAUCAGCAGGCCAUCGAAGGAUCAGGAUUAUGUUGGCAGUGGAGAUGCUGUUGUCAUUGUAGGCGAAGACGACAUGUAAGAUCACUAAAGAAUUGAAGAAACGUUCUUGUCAAA
Aureobasidium pullulans EXF-150 is the source of this 3924-nucleotide messenger RNA. RefSeq lists its product as uncharacterized. The transcript has a single exon. Lineage: Eukaryota; Fungi; Ascomycota; Dothideomycetes; Dothideales; Saccotheciaceae. Gene Ontology annotation, biological process: establishment of mitotic spindle orientation; nuclear migration involved in conjugation with cellular fusion. The coding region runs from base 47 to 3889 and encodes 1280 amino acids. Gene Ontology annotation, cellular component: spindle; cell tip; microtubule associated complex. The record is from RefSeq and is a predicted model, not a curated record.